CCCAAAGUUCCCGAAUACAACGGGAGGAGGCCAAGAUCGUACCACAACGCGUGGCACUACAACUCGACCAACGCGCCGCGACCGAGCCAGUUUAGUGCCUGCUCCUCAACAGCAAACGAGCGAGCUCGAGCUGCUGAUGAUAUUGUACGUACGUAAUCAACCACCACCUUAUGGUCGGGAGGUACACGGUUCGCCUUGGUUCGUGUGUGCGCGAAAAGAUAAAACUUCCACCUACCUACACACCACAUAGGCGUGCGGUAAUUGUGCUGUUAUCCGGCUGGAGGUUUGUGAAUCCCAUUGUAUAGCAAUUUGUGGGAUAUAAAACCCAGGACAGAAAGAUUGACGACGACAAUAGUAGGUACCCCGAAAGCCGAAUGCUCCCCUGACCCACAAUGGAGAGAAAAUGGAAUCAUUAGUUCGUUGCAGUCAACAACACACGGUUUGAGUGGUCCAUCGCCAGCCAAGGCCCCAUCCUGCUGGUGGAGUACCUGGGACACCAAACAGCCCGUACGAUGCCUUCGGAGAUUCCGAUCCCACGCACUUGGCAGGGUAAUUUCUGAGGGGCCACCAAUCAAAACCGGAAAAAGGCGACUUUGUGGAGUUCUCAACAUUUUUGCUGUUGCGUUGUACACAUAAAACACAACAACAACAGAAAAAAGGCAGAUUUCCAGGGGCGCGGACAUUGUAUAUAAACGGAGCGCUGCAGUGGCGAAAAUAUGUAUUCCUUAAGUCGCCGCGUGCUCAUCAUGUUAACGGGAAGCGUAGUCAUCUCGCUGCUGAUUGUGGUUACCAUCUACGGAGUGAACAGUGCACCCACGACCAAAAAGUUGAUUGAAGUUUCCGAUCAGUUGUCAGGUGGCAGUGAUGGUGAUGAUUAUGAAAGGGCCGCACGAGAUUACGAGCUGAAGCAGGUGCACGUGGUUUUCCGCCACGGCCAACGGACACCGGCUGACACUUAUCCCAAUGAUCCUCUAGUCAACAACACUUUCACCCCUUAUGGAUGGGGUCAACUCACGAAUUUCGGCAAAAGAAGCCUGUACGACAUCGGCAUAUGGCUACGCAAACGCUACGCGAAGCUACUGGGAAAGCUGUACCUUUCAGAUAAAAUCUUCGCCCAAAGUACGGGUGUUUCACGGACCCAAAUGUCCAUUGAGUUGGUACUGGCUUCGCUCUAUCCACCUGUGGAAACCGUUCAAGAGUGGAACAAGGAUCUCAACUGGCAGCCAAUUCCCUUCUUCAGCGAACCCUUGGAUCAGGACACGCUACUGCUGGUUCGGAAGUCCUGUCCACGAUACCACGAAGCUCUGAUGGAAAUCAUGGAGAGCACCGAGGUUCAACAAUAUCUCAUCAGUAAUCAGGAACUGUUCGAUAAUCUCACCAUCAUAACCGGAAUGGACAUCAGAACUCCGGACGAUGUCCAAUCGCUAUACAGCACUCUAAAAGCAGAGGACGAAUUCGGACUGGCCUUACCAGAGUGGACCAAAGACUACUACCCGGACAAAUUGCUUCCACUGACCACCUUUGGCUACGUGCUAAACGUCUACAACGACGAGCUAAAAAGGCUCAAAGGUGGCCCAUUCCUGAAGAAGACCAUCUCCGAGUGGGAAGCCGUGAUAGCUUCCGAUCUGACCCCGGCGAAGAACAAGAAAAUGUUCCUCUACGCCGGGCACGAUUCUACGGUGGUCAACAUCCUUUCGGCCUUCAAUGUGUGGAAGGAGCAAGUGCCGGGCUACGCCAUCAUGGCACUGUUCGAACUGUACAAGAACCGGCGGACAGCCGAGUACUCGGUGAGAGUCUACCAGAAGAACGUCGGAGAACUGCCGAUUAGCUUGGAGAUUCCCGGCUGCAGUAAGUACUGCCCGGUGGAGAAGCUGAAAAAGCUACUGGACAGCCAUGUGCCGACCGAUAUGGCCGUGCUCUGUAAGGCCCAUUCCGCCGGGUUCGAAGAGCCACCUCCCAGUGGGCCUUGAAUCUAAUAGAGGGUAGGGUUAGGUUAGAUGAUAAGUAUUUAAGAUACAAUAGGUUCUAGUGUGAAAUGUGAUUUUAAUGUUUUUAAGAAUAUGAGAUUUUAUAAGGUUCAA
Molecule: messenger RNA, 2081 nt
Organism: Aedes albopictus (Asian tiger mosquito)
Lineage: Eukaryota; Metazoa; Arthropoda; Insecta; Diptera; Culicidae
Product: venom acid phosphatase Acph-1
Exons: 5
Coding region: 717-1970 (417 amino acids)
Biological process (GO): dephosphorylation
Molecular function (GO): phosphatase activity
Source: RefSeq, a predicted model, not a curated record